AUGCAACAGCCCAAAACACAACCACCUACGUCAGUGCUUAGAUCUUGUGCUAAUAUUUCAUUAGGGAUCUUUCAUUUUCCAUUCCUUAUAAUGACAAAAAUCACUCAAAAACUUUUAAGCCCUGUUAAACGUAAUCAAAGACGUAUUCAAAAUCGUUCUCCGACUUUUGUUUUUAAAAUAAUAUGGACGCUUGCAUUAUUAAUAGGAGAAAUUAUUAUUUUUUCGUAUUCAAUGCGAAAAUGUUCUUGGCCAGAACAUAAGAAUUGGAACACCACAGAAACAAGGCCUAUUCAUGUUGCAAUAAUCGCUGACCCACAAAUAAUUGAUGAUUAUUCUUAUGGCCGAACCGGUAUACUUCAGAGAAUUUCUGAAAUAUAUCCUGAUAUGUAUAUGAGAAAGAAUUGGAUAAAUUUACAAAAUAUAUUUGAUCCUGACGCAAUAAUAUUUCUUGCGGGGAAUCAUGAUAUUGGUUUCGGAGAUCAUGUAAUUCCAGAAGCGUUUUACAGAUUUCGAAAAGAAUUUGGACCAUUAAGUUAUAUGACAAAUAUUGGUAAUCAUUCAUUUAUAGCUUUAGAUACAAUAACUUUGAGUGGUUCUAACGAAACUUUGAAAAAGGAUGCGAAAGAAUUAAUACAGAGGCUCGAGAAUGAUACAACGAAUUCCCUUCCUCGCAUAUUAUUAACACACGUUCCUUUGUAUCGUCCGCCGAAUACUGAUUGUGGAACACUUCGACAACAAAGUCGGUAUAUUAAACAAGGUGCUGGCUACCAAUAUCAGAAUUUAAUAGUAGAAUCGUUAACAAAUUAUAUUUUAAAUAAUAUAAAGCCAAUGUUAAUAUUUAGUGGAGAUGAUCAUGAUUAUUGUGAAAUUUUACACGAUGAAUUAGAUGGAAUUCCUGAAAUUACAGUUAACAGCUUCAGUUUUGCAAUGGGAAGAGAGGAGAGAGGUCAGGUCGCGAAUAAACCGAAUGAAAGAGUGCGUGAAUGA
Funneliformis mosseae is the source of this 987-nucleotide messenger RNA. The record is from the annotation of a GenBank genome assembly. NCBI's taxonomy places the organism in Eukaryota, Fungi, Glomeromycota, Glomeromycetes, Glomerales, Glomeraceae.